UGUACGUAAGAUGUGGGAAGAAGGUUUUCAGUGCAAUUGCAAUUUUUAGGCUCUUCAUUCGCUUUAGGAAUGAAAACAAGCCGCUAAACUGUAACGUGACUGCAAUGUCGCGUUCAAAGUUGAGAGCGCUCGAGCUCGACAGUCUAGCGUAGUUUAGCAUAAUGGAUUCAUACGACUUAUUCGGAGAAGAUGUGGGAGGGAGCAUGUUGGACAGCCUUCCUGACCUGGGAUCUGACAACUUUGAGCCCCCGUCACAGCAAAGGGACAACCCCGCAAACAGUACGGCACAGUACCCGCAUCAGCCGUACCAGAUGCACCAGCCGGAGAUGCAUCAAGAGAGCCCGUUACAGAAGCUGGCAUCGUUCGGCGGAGACUUCACUUCGGACCCCUCUAUGUUCCAUCAGAACCACAGAGGAUACGACAGCACACCGAGAGCGAUGGUCCCGACCAACACGAGCAGCAGCUACGGCAGAGCCAUGCUGCCUCAGCAACAUGACAUGAGAAGAACAUCAGCACCCACGGGUCCUACGGGAGGCCAGUAUGCACCUUAUGGGGCUCCCACAGACAACAUAUACAGCAUGGACCAGAGUCAAGGGAUGACUGACAACUCAGGACUACAAGGCUGGAACAGUGGUCACGCCUAUCCUGGGCCCGGCCCGAUGAGGCACUACGGACAAAUGGCACCACCCAAUGCUUACAGGCAACAACACAUGUAUCAACAAGAAAACCCGCUCAGUCAACAGAAAAUGGGACCUCAGUUCGGUGGUAGCCAACAAGCUAUGAUGAACCCCAUGAUGAGCUCUCAUCAGGGAAUGGCGGCAAAUAACAAUUACCAAAGGCAACAACCUUGUUAUCCGCAACAGCAGAAUAUGGUAUAUCCGGGCAAUACGGGAUAUCCCGGUUACAAUGUACAUCAACAGACCCCGAGAAUGCCUCCUCAUCAUUUACAAUAUCCCAACCAAGUGGACAUGGCUAGUAAUCAAGCUGGUGCUCCGUACAAUCAUAUGCAAGGGAUGCCGGGCCAGAUGAGUCACCCCGGGUUCCCACAGCAACAAAUGACAAGACCGAUCGGAAUUGAAGUCAGCGGAUCCAACCAAUAUCCCCAGGGUCCUCCUGGGCUGGGUCCUACCCCUCAGAAGGCAGCUCCUGCUCCGACGGCUCCUCAGAAUCUGAACCAGGGCAGUCCUCAGCCUCAAUACAGGCCUCCUCCUGCAGCCCCGGCGCCGUACCCUCAACUGUCACCUCAGAUGUCUCCACGACCACAGAUGUCUCCCAGACCUCAGAUGUCCCCCAGGCCUGUCAUGUCCCCAGCCAAACCCACCACUCUCUCUCCACACCCUCACUCUCAACAGACUACACUGUCACCUAGGCCUGCGACAGCUUUGACUCCAAAAACAAACACCACACCUGCCUCGUCCUACCCCCAACAAAGCACACUUCAGCAGUUAGAACAAAUGGUGAUGCCGCCAGUCAGUGGGACUUCUACUGACUAUCCUCCUUACAGGGGACCGCAAGCCACACCACCCCAUUGGCCUCCUCAACCACAACGACCACCCAUCAACGGGGGCAUGGGACUGAUGGAGCAGAACAUGCCACCGUACAUGCCGGCAGAGGAGUCCCGAGCGAUGGAUCCUCCCAAGUCAUUACCCAUGUCAGUGCCACAGAGCAACAUGAAUGUUGUAAUGCCUGAUAUGAAUAUGCAAAAUCAACCACCACCAAGUAAUGAAUCUAAUGUCGGCAACACUGAGUUUACAAACCAACAACAACAACCACUGACUCAACAACCCAGCAAUGUUCCUCCUCCUUCCCCACAAACACAACCUCUCACUCCCAGCCAGAUACAACCCCUUCCACCUACUCAUGUGCAGGAGAAGUUUUCUUCACCACCCCAUGUUCCUCAAGUGCCGUUGUCCAGUGAUGUUCAACAAACGUUGGCUCCUACCAUGGACAUGAACAAGUCGCCGAUAAUACCGCAGAAUCAGGCUUCUAAUUCGACUCUAGAUCCUGUCACUGGAAAUAUGGUUCAUCCCCCGCCAACUAACUUCAACAUGCAGUAUGGGGGUAAGCCAGACGACAUGAUGGGCCAAGAACAACCUGGGAUGAUGCCUGACAUCGGACCACCACAAGAACAGAGGCCCCCGAUGUAUCAGUCACCCAUCAGUCAUCAACAGGAAAUGGCUGCAUUGAACCAGCAGUUGCAAGAGACCUACUGUAUGCCUCCAACUCCUGAAGUUCAGAUGAGGAUAACCCACCUUCAGGAGAGGAUCAAUAUGUUGCAACAGCAUGAAGCUAAUGACCAUUGUAUGGGCGGACCAAUGUGUUUGCUUCAAAGUCCAAUAUAUAAUGCGGGCCCUUUGGAUGCAUAUCUUCAUAUGCCGAGCGGAGGAAGAGGAAAAGGAAGAGGUAAAGGUUCAGGGACUCCUCGAGCUAGGAAGAGUCGGAAGAAGAACAAUGACCAACCCCCAGAGAUAUACCCACCUCAGCUACAAGAUAAUGUAAACAUGGGCGAAGGUCAUAUGUUUCCUCCGCAGUUGCCAGCUCCGGAGUUGGACAGUGACCAAGGGCCUCCGGUGUUGGAACCUUGCAACGUGCUGCCACCCGAUAAUGAGAGCAGCGUCUUCAACUUUACAGAAGACGAAGAACCCCCUCCUCCGCUGCAUGGUGAUGGGCUGAAGAAAGGCAAAACCCCAAGGAAACCAAGGAAGCCAAGAGAACCAAAAACACCCAAGGAACCUAAACCUCCGAAAGAACCAAAGAUAAAGACGCCAAAAACUCCCAAAACUAAAACUCCUAGAAAGAAGCGUGAGCCCAAGGCUGCUAAUGAAGCUAGUGAAAAAGGAAAGAGAAGAUCUCCAAAGAAAAAGAAGUACGAAGAAGAUGAAGAGGAAGAGGAACAGCCGAGUGUGGUCGAAGAAGAAGAACAAGAGAUGCCGUUAGAAGAACCAGAGGAGGAGAAGGAAGAAAAGGAGGAGGUUGUGGAUGAAGUGAAGGAGAAUGAAGAGCAGACAGAACACACUGAACAGACAGACAAUGAGACGGAACAUGUUGAAGAGGAGGAGGACGACACUGCUACGGUGAAGGAGGAAGAUGUAGGGGAUGUGGACAGUGACAGUUCACUGCCUCUCAAGGCUUCUCCUUCGCCGAGGAAAGCCAAGAAGGAGAAGAAGUCAAAGGGCAGACCUGCACGAAAUGCAAAGACAAAUGCCAACUUGAAACGAAAGAAGAGCAAAGCUGCAGCUCAUGAUUCUGACGAUGGCGGUAUCAUGGCUUCUGACGGGGAAGAUAGUAAUAAGAGAAGGUCAGCACGUAACACCCAGAGGAAAAAGUAUGUAGAUGACAUCAUGUUGGCCAUGUCUGAUGAGGAGUCAGGCAAGUCUUCUCCCAAGCUGGACAUUUCUAGACAAGACUCCCCUCCCUCUACUGCUGAUGGUGCUCCUGUCAAGCCUAACUUUGUAUAUAUUAAUACAACCGAUGAGGAUUCAAUGGUGGUGCAGUACAUACUUGCCGUUCGCAAGGGCAAAAGGGAGUUGAAGGAUAUACAGAAGUUAAAAGCGGCAAAUUCAGGCGAAAAGCCACCAGAAGAAACUCUGAAUGUGGAAGGUGACAAAAGCGAAGAGAAAGAAAACGUCCACAAAGAGGAAAUUGAGCAGACUGCUGCACUUGAACAAAAUCAAGACCAUGUGAACGAGAAGCUAGUGGAUCCCAACGAUCCGGAUAACAAGUUUGUGGAAGUGGAAGAGUAUUAUGUGAAGUAUCGCAACUUCUCAUACCUCCAUUGUGAGUGGAAGACAGAGGACGAGUUGUACAAAGGAGACAAGAGAAUAGCUUCCAAACUGAAGCGGUUCAAACAGAAGAUGGCUCAUCAUGCUAACAUCUUUGAGAAUUUGGAAGAAGACCCGUUCAACCCGGACUACGUGGAGGUAGACAGAGUGCUGGACAUGGCGGAACACACGGACCCCAACACAGGGAAGACCAUCAAACACUACCUGGUCAAGUGGAGAUCCCUGCAGUAUGAGGACAGCACGUGGGAACUGGAGGAAGAUAUUGAUCCAAUCAAGAUCCAGCAGUACCAGAAGUUCAACAAGCUGCCUCCUAAAGAUCAGUGGAAGCCCAAGAAAAAACCUAACCCUAACGAUUGGGAGAAGCUUGAUGAAUCUCCAGUGUACAACAACCAAAACACUUUGAGAGCUUAUCAGCUUGAAGGGCUCAAUUGGCUGCUGUUUUCGUGGUACAAUGGGCGCAACUGUAUAUUAGCAGAUGAGAUGGGUUUGGGCAAGACCAUACAGUCUUUGACCUUCAUCAACGCAGUACAUGAGUACGGAAUCAGAGGCCCAUUCCUUGUGAUAGCUCCACUAUCUACAAUUCCCAACUGGCAGAGGGAGUUUGAAGCUUGGACGGAUCUCAAUGUCAUAGUCUACCAUGGAUCAUCUGCUAGUAGAAAUAUGCUGCAAGAAUAUGAAAUGUAUUAUAAGAAUGAUAAAGGAAAUCUAUUAAAAGAUCUUCCAAAAUUCAACGUUCUCAUAACAACAUUUGAGAUAAUCAUAACAGAUUUUCAUGAUUUGAAAGAAUUUCACUGGAGAUUGUGCGUGAUUGAUGAAGCUCACCGUCUCAAGAACAGAAAUUGCAAACUACUUGAAGGCCUUAGGACACUAAGUUUGGAACACCGAGUGCUGCUGUCUGGCACACCUCUGCAGAACAACGUCAACGAGCUGUUCUCUCUGCUCAACUUCCUGGAACCGCAACAGUUCACCAGCAGUGAUGCGUUCCUACAGGAGUUUGGCGCUCUCAAGACGGAGAACGAGGUGCAGAAGCUGCAGUUGCUGCUCAAGCCGAUGAUGUUACGUAGACUCAAAGAGGAUGUUGAGAAGACUAUCGCACCCAAGGAGGAGACUGUUGUAGAGGUAGAGCUAACCAACAUCCAGAAAAAAUACUACAGAGGAAUAUUGGAAAGAAAUUUCUCCUUCCUCUCUAAAGGGACAACGUCUGCCAAUGUGCCUAAUUUGAUGAAUACAAUGAUGGAACUAAGGAAAUGUUGUAUACAUCCUUAUCUGCUCAAUGGUGCUGAAGAUCAAAUUCAACAUGAUUACCGUAUUGCCCACGGGGAUGAUCCCGAUGCUUAUUUCAAGGCACUUAUCAACUCCUCUGGUAAAAUGGUUCUGAUAGACAAACUUCUGCCAAAACUGAAAAGUGGUGGUCACAGAGUUCUAGUUUUCAGUCAGAUGGUACGAUGUCUAGAUAUUCUGGAGGAUUAUCUUCUAUAUAGAAAAUAUCCAUUUGAGCGUAUCGACGGCCGUAUCAGAGGCAACCUGAGACAAGCAGCCAUAGACAGGUUCUGCAGACCAGACUCUGACAGGUUUGUGUUCCUGUUGUGUACCAAGGCUGGAGGUCUGGGCAUCAAUCUGACUGCAGCCGAUACUGUCAUCAUCUACGACAGCGACUGGAACCCUCAAAAUGAUCUACAGGCUCAAGCUAGAUGUCAUAGAAUCGGCCAGCAAAAGAUGGUGAAAGUCUACAGACUGUUAUGUCGCAACACUUAUGAGAGGGAGAUGUUCGACAAGGCCUCGUUGAAACUGGGUUUGGACAAAGCUAUCCUGCAGAGCAUGAACACUGCCCAGGGAGGCAAGGAGAUCAACAGCAAGACAUUGUCCAAGAAAGAGAUCGAGGACUUAUUAAAAAAAGGAGCCUAUGGUGCUAUCAUGGAGGAGGACAAUGCCUCUGACAAGUUCUGUGAGGAAGAUAUAGACCAAAUAUUGGAGAGAAGAACUCAGAUCAUUACAUUAGAAUCUGAGAAAGGUUCUACCUUCUCCAAGGCCAGCUUUGCAUCAUCAGGCAUCCGGCAAGACAUUGACAUUGACGAUCCUGACUUUUGGAAAAAGUGGGCUAAGAGAGCGGACAUUGACACUGCAGAAAGGGGAGAAGAGAGCAAGCUGGUGAUAUCGGAGCCGAGGCGACGCACACAGAUCAAGCGCUACGGUCACGAUGAAGCUGUCAUGGACAUGUCAGAUCUGGAGUCCUCGAGUGCAGAGGAAGGUGACGACCAAGACAACGAUACGGCCAUCGGUGUGGGCCGCGGCAGAGGUGCUAGGCGCAACAAGAAACUGAAGAAGCUCAAGCAGAAGUUUUUCCCCGACGGCUUUGUACCCAAGGAAGGGGAAGUUGUGUAUGGAGCGUGGACGAGGAGUGAGUGCUUCAAGGUGGAACGAGGCUUGUUGACGUUUGGGUGGGGUCGUUGGACUGAUAUACUGAGCCAUGGUCAGUUCAGAGAUGGCUGGAAAGAGAGUGACAUUGAAGAUGUUGCCAGAAUACUGAUGCUAUAUUGCCUUCGCUACUACCGAGGUGAUGACAAAAUCAGGAGUUUCAUCUGGGACCUGAUAACUCCGAUGGAGAAUGGUGAAAGUGCUAUACCACGAAACCAUAUGGGGCUACAUUCCCCAGUACCCAGAGGGGGCCGUAGGAAGAUGAAGUUGAAGAUGAAGGAGGCCAGGUUGCUUGGACAGACUUCUAGUGAGCCUACUGAGUUAGAUCAUUGGAGCAGACAUGAGAGAUACGACGGGGACAUCUUCCUGGAUAGUAACUACAAGAAACACCUCGCUCGCCACGCCAACAAGAUUCUGUUGAGAGUGAGGAUGUUGUACUACAUCAAACACGAGAUCCUGGGAGACCUGGUGCAUCACAUAUCUGAUGGCCAGCCAGCCAGCGCCUUGCCGAUAUAUCCCCCUCACUGCGACCAAGCCCCGGCGCCAUGGUGGGACCGGGACGCUGACCGUAGCCUUGUCAUCGGCACCUACAAACACGGAUAUGAGAACUAUAACCAGAUGAGAGGUGACCCAGCGCUCAGCUUCCUGGCAAGAUGCGGUCCCCCCACUCACACCCACACAGUUGACGAGAAAGAACUGGGUAAACUGAGUGAUGAAGAAGACGGUUCAGAGACAGCGACUGGGACGGGAGGGGAGGGAGAGAACCCGUCGCAGCCUGCCACACCCAACCCAGCUGUGGGGGGAGAGGAGGGGGGGACGGGUGAACCCGAGGACCCCAGCAAACCUCAGUGGCCUAGCAUGCAGGACCUCAACAGUAGACUACGACGAGUCAUCACGUCGUACCAGAGAAACUUCAAGAAGGAAGAACUGCGCCAGGCAGCCAAGGCAAAGCCGAUGGAGCAGCAUUCAGCAGCUGUUGAGGCCAUCAACCAACAGCUGGGGACCAACUGGGAUUGGCAUCAGCUGGCCAUGUACCUAUGGAAGGUAGAGAGGAGAGAGAAGUACGAGCAGAUUGUGAGAGAGCGAGAGAGACAGAGGCAAGAGGUGAAUCAACGCAAGUGGUCACGACGGGAGGAACAAGACUUCUACAGAACUGUCUCCACGUACGGCGUAGAGUUUGACAGGCAGAAGAAUCGAUUUGAAUGGGGCAAAUUCAAGUCAAUCGCCAGAUUAGAAAAGAAGUUUGACGAGACCAUGACUGAGUAUUACAAAGCAUUCAUUGCAAUGUGUAAGCGGGUGUGCUGCAUAAAGCUGACUGAAGAGGAAGAGUGUACAGAGAUGUACGUGGAGCCGCUGCCAGAGGACAAGGCUCGCCGUACAUUAGAGAAGAUCACUCUAUUGAGUAAGAUCAGAGAGGAGAUACUGCCUCAUCCACAACUGGAGGAGAGACUGAGGCUGUGUCAGUCGUCAGCAGACGUGCCAGAAUGGUGGAUACCUGGCAAACACGACAAGGACCUACUGCAGGGAGUGGCCAAACACGGGCUGGGCCGAACUGACUUCUUCAUACUCAACGACCCAGAGCUGUCCUUCAGAGAAAUAGUCAGGAAAAAUAUGAUCUCUGUUAAAAAUGAAGGCACCAGUAACACGCUGAAACUCGAAAGGCCUGAAGAUAUCCUGAAGCUCGACAGAAACGAAAUACUUGUGAAACUAGAAAAGGGGGAAGGAACGCUUAAAAUUGAAAAAAUAGGAAGUACGCCUCUGAAAGUAGAAGUGCCUGAAGAGGAGAGCUCUGUUAAACAGGAGAAAGAAGAGGGUUUGAAAAGUGAAACGGAAUCAGCUGAAGCUGAGAAAACAAAUGAGGGCGAGGGUGUGAAAAAUUCUGGUGAGAGUGAAAACUCGACCAAUGAGAGGACAGAAGAGUUGACUAGUGCUGAACCAAAAUGUGAUUCAGAAACUAUAAAUAGUAAUACUGAAAAGACUGAUGAACCUUUGAGCUCUGAGGAAACAAAGUCUGAUGUAAAAACUGAAUCUGAACAAUCAAAACAGGGUAUGGACGAAUCUGAAAUGUUGGCUGUAAAUCGAGAAUCUAAUGAUAAGGUGGGUGAUGAGAAUGAAAAAGAAGACUCGACACUCAAAGAAGCGUUAACUAACAACGUAGAUGUGGUCAAGGCUAAAUGCCAGAGUGACGAGAAAAAAGAAGAAGUAGAUUCUGAAGUGAAAAAUGAAAAAUCUCCUGGAGAAAAGGAAGACGAUGACAAGAAAAGCUUGGAAAUAAAAAUGGAAACAGGGUCUGUCAAGAGUGAAUCUGACAAAAACAGUGUGAAAGAAGAAACCAAGACAGAGUCGUCUGAAGCUUCGAAGGGAACCGAGGUGGUGGACCGGUUCAAGGCCAUGUUCCCUGAACUGGAAGUGAUGCACAAGCUGCCUGAGAUUGACACGACUGUGGUGGCUGACAAACAGUCUACGAUAGCACAACUGCUGCAGCAAAGCUACCAGAACCCCAUCAAAUGGCCCAAGGACCAUGCGUUACAAGUGAGACUGCAGCACAUAGUGCACUGUGUGGAACACAAGGAGUGGCCGGUCUCUCGCACAUUCUCAGCCUACUCUGGCCUAGGGGAGGGAGAGGGAGGGGAAGAUACUCCAGUGUCUACACCGAGGUCAUUGUCUGAGGGAUCUGAGGUGAUCACUAUCACUACAGACCACUCUCGGCCCACCACUGCAGCACAUCAGCCGCCGGCCAAGCGCAAGAGGCAUAUAGCCAUCGACGUGGAGACUGAGAGAGCCAAGCUGCACGCAUUGUUGAACAGUACAAACAUGCAGAUGUCUCAUAUGAUGAAACAUUCUCCUGCCGCUCCGUGGGACAACGACGAAUCUCUCUCGGAGGAAUCAAGAAGGUCAACGCCAGUGACUGGACUACAGCCACCACCAGCUCAUCAGCAGUCUCACCAGACAUCUCGUGUGUUGUCUAUGCCCUUUGACCUCAAGUAUCACAAACAGCAGCCUCCUCCCUCACACACGCUGCCAGGCACCAACAGCACACUCACACCCAUCGACUUAUCUUCCAGUGUUCCAAAAUCAUCUUCCUCCGAUGCCAAAGCCAGCACGUCGAAAGAUACUUCAUCAAUGAUGGAUGAGGUGCAAGACUUCUCCAUGCCCAGUAAAAACAAGCAGCCUCAACAGACGAAGAGCAAGUUGGAUGAUAUGCUGAACAAACUGAUGCAGAGGAAGAAUUGUCCGGUGCCUGUAGAAGAGCCAGUGGUGGGGAAGGAGAAGAAGAAGAGGAAGCUGGAUGAGAUUGUGUUGGGUCUCUCAGCAGCUAAGGAACAACAGUCUGAGCCCAAGAAGAGUCCCAGUGUGAGUGUGACGGUGACUAAAUCUCCUGCGGCCUCCAACAAGCCUCCCUUCCUGCAACAGGCAGAGCAGCACAACCUGCUGUUGAAACAACAACAACAACUACAGCAACAACUACUUCAGCAACAACAGGCUAUCAAGAUGGCCCAGCCCAACUCUGCCUCAGCUGCCCAUGUGCAGCGCAAGACGUACGAGGCGAUGAUUGCAGAUAUCAGCAAGGUGGCCGACUUUUCUGCCAAAAUCAGUUCCUACUCUCACGAAGCCAAGGUUAACAAAUGGCUCGCAGAACAAACAUCAAUGAUCCCUGAACAAUCAUUGGGCGCUGAUUUUCUAUCAGCCCCUCGGCGUCGAAGGCCCAGGGUUGAUCCGACCCUUCUCGAUUGGAAAAAAUUGACUGGGGAUGAAAACGUGUCAGUUAUAAAUAGAAUGACUGGUAAAAAGUUGACAGGAAACAAGGCCCCACAGCUCAAGAGACUUGCACAGUGGCUGCUUGAAAAUCCUAUGUACGAUGUUGAUCCUAAGUGGGCGGAACUUGUCAAAGAAAAGGGAAAUCUGCCUCAUGAUUUGCAGAAAAGACUCCCACAAUCAGAGAGGAAGAAAGGACCAGGCAGACCACCCCUGUUGUCUUCACCUUCAGGGUCGUCCACUACGGCCAGUACGCAGCCCUCUACUACACUGCCUACAGCUAGUCUGCCCUUCCCCAGCACACUUCUGUCUGGCCUCAACAACCCACUGUUGUUACCAUUCGGAGGCAUGCCCAACAUGAGUGCUCUCAGUGGCAUGGCAGGUCUGGGCAACAUGAACUUGACCAACUCUCUGUUUGCCAAUUUGGCAGGAUUAGGGCUACCUGGCUUGGCUGGAAUGGAUUCUUCCGCAUUGACUAAUCCCGCUACAUCGACGCCUUCAGGUUCCUCAGAGUCCAAGACCUCUAAGUCUCAUAAAACCGAAAGUAAAAGCACAUCGAAAACACCGGUUUCUUCGGCCGCAUCUACUUUGCCUACCUCUUUACCUUUCUUUUUCCCCAACCCCAGUCUUCUGUAUACACCACUUGGCUUGGGAGGUUUAAAUCCGUUUUCUCUUCAACCGGGAGCCAUGUCAUCCGCUUACGACAGUUUAGCUUUACUCAAUGGUGGCUUGAGUGUGAGUGCCACCCAGGCUCAAAGCAGAGGACACAAGAGCACGAGUUCCACAACCAGUGUCUCCAGUGGUAGGGCUACGACUGUAACGUCAGCUUCCUCGGGUCAGAAUCAGAGCAAACAAAGACUUCCUGCACAGUUCCUGCUGCCUCAUGAUACGCAUCUGCUCGAGAGUCUGACAAGGUCUGCAAAGCCAAAGCAGCAGAGGCCUUCGUCAUACUCCAGGGAACAGGAGAUGAAAGAGGCGUUGGAGACUCUAAGUAAAAGUUCCACGGAACUUCUCCCCAGGCUACCUCAAGAAGAGAAGGCACCUAAGAGAACCAGAGAAGAGGCUUUUGUUUCAGCUCCGGUAGAUCUGGCCGCUAGCAAACGAAGCCCAAGCCCUUUGCCAAAAAAGAGCAAAGAGUCACCGGUUCCGUCACCCGCUAAAGCAAAUUUUUCCGGUCUCGAUUUGUCGAGUAACGGAGGGGUAGAGGAAAAACUAAAGACUCCUCCGCCUGAAAAUCUGAAUCUCAUUCCCAGUGACUACUCGGUCGAAGAAAGUAAGACUGCUGUUGUAGAAGACAGGCCAAUAUCUCCUGAAGGAACCACUCAGGAAAGCGUGGACCCUGAAGAGAGGAUAGACGACAUGGGUUACGACGAACCUAGUGCGAGUGAGGAAACUUCUCUUACUCCUUCUGACGCCAAAGACGAAAGUGGGGAAGGGGAAAGUGACCUCGGUUGUGGUGGGAAGGGUAAGAAACGAAGGGGUAAGAAAUCUGUAGAUGUAGGGCAGCGAAAAAUGCUGCGAAGUAGUGCCGGUCGUGCAGCAGCUGCCGCGGCGGCUAGGGCCCGUGAGGACCAUUCCAACUAGGUGAAAGUGACAGCAUUUGAUUUGACACCAACCUUUAGUAAUUACAUUUCCUUUCAAACAUAAUGGACUCUGUCCUACAACAUUUCUUUAGUCAAAUAAUCUUUUUCAACCCAAAAAAAUAGCUUUGUGUAAAUAUUGUUUUUAUAAUGAUACCAAAUGUUAAGUUGUUUUAAGUUUUUUUAUUUUUGUCGUUUAGAGGUAAACAUGUAAUCGUUUGGUGAUUUGUUAGUUUUUGUAUCUUUGUAUUUAGGUAUGAUAGUUUUAUGUUUAUUUAUUUGUACAAAUUUGGGAGGGAUUUUAAAACAACUGUAAUUUUGCCUGCGUAAAGUUUCCUGAAUGGUUCCACUGCCUUUUAACAUUGUAUCAUAGGUAUUUUGUAAAGGUACAAAAAUUCUUUUCUAAAAUAUUUUAAAAACUGCACUUUUGUAUACUGUGGUACAAACCAAAUACUGUCAGUUGGCCUUGUACUGUGUCGGAAGGAACGGAAUGGAUGUUCUAUUCUUAUAUUUUAACUGUGAUACAUCACUGAGCCGCGUUGUUUUGCUUUUAGGCUAUCAUUGUAUUUUUUAUACUAAUACAUUUUAUGAUAUUUUAAAUUUUAUGUUGUUUGCUACAGGUAUACCCUUAAUGUUUUAUAUGUUUUGAGUUAUUGAUGUAUUUUAUUAGUUUAUUAUUCUAUCUCUAGUUUUUUUUUACCUUUUUGUGUGUUCAUAGUCAAUCUUUGUUUUCAUUUCCAAAGUGUUAUUUUAGAAGGUGGAAGAAUCGAAAGUCCAUAUUGGUAUAACAGUAUUUUAGUGACUUAUGUAAAUACAUGACCAGUAUUUAAUGCUGUUUGUUUUAAAGUAUUUUUGUGAAAGUAUAUAUUUAUUAUUGGCAGCUCUGUGCUGAAAAUUAACAAUAAAUCUUUUCCUCUUUCUGUAUAGUAAACUCGUCAUUGUGUAAAUAACUGUUAUGGAGCCUAUUUUAGCAAAAUACUAUACUGUAAUGUGUAUUAUAUGUAAAGGCAGUGAGUGAGCGGUUCAAGUAUGCCCGAUGUUACACACAUUUUGCAGUGUUUCUAGGAAAAUUAAAAAUAAAUAGUAAAGAUCCUGUAAAUGUAGCACUUGUACAUAUACGCUUUUAAACAAAUUAUUGGAAUAAAACAUAGUAGCCUUUGAAAUGAAGACUGUCAACAUAAUCGACAAAAAAGUGACAGUCCUUUUAAACGUGUUUUCUACAUGACACUUAGUCUAAAUUUAAAAAAAAAAUGUUGAAACUUGAAAGUGCCAGUAUAAUUUUUAAAUAGAAUGUUUGGUCCAUAAUAUUUUUUAUUUGGAAUAGUUUUAUCAAAAAAUUGUGUUUCUAAAUUGUUGAGCAGUUUGUAGUGUACAGACACAGUUAAGUGCAUGUAGACACUCUGUAGCAGUGUUGUGUAUGGGACAAGUGUUCUUUUUUACAUAUUCAUUGCUAGUAACUUAAUAAGUGCUGUACUCUUUUUUUGUUAUCGUGGUGAACUUAAGUUUCUAUAAAAUAGUGCAAAUAUGACUUGGCAAAUGUAUAAUAGAUGUGUUGUUCUUUUAUCUGAGACCAACAUGUAUUUAAGAUUAAAAAGUAUUUUAUUAUUUUAUUUUGUUGGACCGAAUCUAUGGAAAAUAAUUUAUAUUAUGUUGCUUUUAAAUCAAAGAAAACCACAUUCUCUUUUGUAUUUGCCAAGUGUAUAUUUUUGCUAGUACUGAAUAUUGAUAAACUUGCUUAUCAGUUAAAGAUCAUCUGUGUGAAUAUUAUCAAAGAUUUGUUAAAUUUGUAUGUUCUUCAUUGUGAAAUAAUUAUUACAUAUUUUUUACAAAUGAAA
Macrosteles quadrilineatus (aster leafhopper) is the source of this 13368-nucleotide messenger RNA. RefSeq names its product chromodomain-helicase-DNA-binding protein 7-like. The coding region runs from base 162 to 11537 and encodes 3791 amino acids. Gene Ontology annotation, molecular function: ATP binding; protein binding; ATP-dependent chromatin remodeler activity. The transcript is spliced from 38 exons. Lineage: Eukaryota; Metazoa; Arthropoda; Insecta; Hemiptera; Cicadellidae. The record is from RefSeq and is a predicted model, not a curated record.